AUGGCUAUUACACUGGUCUAUCCUUGGGACAUGUGUGCCGAGAGCGAUAGUCGCGAUGUUGCUUCAGUGGUGGAUCAAGCAGAGGCUUUCUUUGAUAGUUCCAAGUCUACGGACCAGCCAUUCUUCUUGACCAUUGGAUUUAUCGAUCUCCAACGCGACCUUACUCGUUCUGGUUUUGGAAAUACUGAAAGGGACGACUAG
Penicillium maclennaniae is the source of this 201-nucleotide messenger RNA. Its product is annotated as Alkaline phosphatase-like alpha/beta/alpha. The record is from RefSeq and is a predicted model, not a curated record. The coding region runs from base 1 to 201 and encodes 66 amino acids. NCBI's taxonomy places the organism in Eukaryota, Fungi, Ascomycota, Eurotiomycetes, Eurotiales, Aspergillaceae. The transcript has 2 exons.